Molecule: messenger RNA, 834 nt
Organism: Drosophila nasuta
Lineage: Eukaryota; Metazoa; Arthropoda; Insecta; Diptera; Drosophilidae
Product: chymotrypsin-1
Exons: 3
Coding region: 1-834 (277 amino acids)
Biological process (GO): proteolysis
Molecular function (GO): serine-type endopeptidase activity
Source: RefSeq, a predicted model, not a curated record
AUGGAAACUUCACUCUGCUUGCUGCUGCUGUUUGUUUUUCUAACAGUUGCAAAACCCAUGGGCAAAGUAAUAGAUCUGGACGCGUAUUUUGAGAGUGCGGACAGCAGUUCACAGGAGCGAGUAGUUGGAGGCUAUGAUGUGCCCAACGAUGAAUAUAUUCCAUACCAAAUAUCCAUGCAGUUUCUGACACGCAGCGGCAAGCAACGUCAUUUCUGUGGCGGAUCUCUUAUUGCACCCAAUCGAGUACUUACAGCAGCACAUUGCGUCAAUGGACAGAAUGCCAGCAGGAUCACUGUGGUGGCAGGUGUGAGGGAUUUGAACGAUGACAGCGGUUUCCGUUCCCAAGUGCAGUCCUACGAGAUGAACGAGAACUAUGAGGAGUUGGUCACUAGCGACAUUGCUAUACUGAAGAUUGAUCCACCCUUUGAGCUGGAUGGCAAGAGAGUCAGUACCAUCGAUGUGAGCAGCAACGAGCUUGUGGGCGCAGAUCAGGAUGUGAUGCUCACUGGCUGGGGCUCAGUUUUCCAUUUUGGCACUGGUCCUUUUGCCAAGUAUCCCACAGUACUGCAGAAGCUCUCCUACAAAACGUUGGCCAAUGAUAGGUGCAAACAGACAAUGACACAGCUGACGGACACCGAGAUUUGUGCCCUGGAGAGAUUCGGAAAGGGCGCUUGCAAUGGUGAUUCUGGCGGCCCAUUGGUUAUGGCGAAUGGCGAGUCGCUUAAACAAGUGGGUGUUGUGUCAUAUGGAACCGCUUUCUGUGCUUCUAAUAGUCCAGAUGUCUACACUCGCGUCUCUAUGUUCGACACUUGGAUAAAAGAACGUAUGGCAUAA